GGAGCUACCCGGUGUGGGAAGACUUCAUCAACAAAGCGGGAAAGCUGCAGUCCCAGCUUCGGACAACAGUAGUAGCGGCAGCUGCCUUCCUGGACGCCUUUCAGAAAGUGGCCGACAUGGCGACCAGCACCCGUGGUGGCACCCGGGAGAUCGGCUCCGCUCUGACCAGGAUGUGCAUGCGACACAGAAGCAUAGAAACCAAGCUGAGGCAGUUCUCCAGUGCUUUGAUUGAUUGUCUGAUAAACCCCCUACAAGAACAGAUGGAAGAAUGGAAGAAAGUGGCCAACCAGCUGGAUAAAGACCACGCGAAAGAAUAUAAAAAAGCUCGCCAAGAGAUAAAGAAGAAGUCCUCAGAUACGCUGAAGCUGCAGAAGAAAGCCAAGAAAGUGGACGUGCUUGGCAGGGGUGAUAUCCAGCCGCAGCUGGACAGUGCGCUCCAGGAUGUCAACGAUAAGUAUCUUCUAUUGGAAGAAACAGAAAAGCAGGCUGUCCGGAAGGCCUUGAUAGAAGAACGCGGCCGGUUCUGCACUUUCAUCUCCAUGCUGCGGCCAGUGAUUGAAGAAGAAAUCUCAAUGUUAGGGGAAAUCACUCACCUUCAGACCAUAUCGGAAGAUCUGAAGAGCCUGACCAUGGACCCACACAAACUGCCCUCUUCAAGUGAACAGGUGAUUUUGGACUUGAAAGGUUCUGAUUACAGUUGGUCAUACCAGACACCUCCCUCGUCCCCCAGCACCACCAUGUCCCGCAAGUCAAGCGUCUGCAGCAGCCUGAACAGCGUCAACAGCAGCGACUCCCGGUCCAGCGGCUCCCACUCUCACUCCCCCAGCUCCCACUACCGCUACCGCAGCUCCAACCUGGCCCAGCAGGCGCCCGUGCGGCUCUCCAGCGUGUCCUCCCACGACUCAGGGUUCAUGUCCCAGGACGCCUUCCAGUCCAAGUCGCCGUCCCCCAUGCCGCCAGAGGCCCCCAGCCAGUUGUCUAACGGGUUUUCUCACUAUAGUUUAUCAAGUGAGUCCCAUGGGGGGCCCGUGGGGGCAAGCCUUUCCCCUCAUUGCCUGCCUGCCUCCCGCCUGCUCCCUCGGGUCACCUCUGCCCACCUUCCAGACUACGCUCAUUAUUACACCAUCGGGCCCGGCAUGUUCCCGUCAUCUCAAAUCCCUAGCUGGAAGGACUGGGCCAAGCCAGGACCUUACGAUCAGCCUCUGGUGAACACCCUCCAGCGCCGUAAGGAGAAGCGGGAGCCGGACCCCAGUGGCGGAGGGCCCGCUGCCAUGGGUGGCGUCCCCGCAGCUGCCGAAGAGGCUCAGAGACCACGGAGCAUGACCGUGUCGGCUGCUGCCAGGCCUGGGGAGGAGAUGGAGGCUUGCGAGGAGCUGGCCCUGGCCCUGGCCCGGGGCCUGCAGCUGGACACCCAGAGGAGCAGCCGGGACUCGCUGCAGUGCUCCAGCGGCUACAGCACCCAGACCACCACCCCAUGCUGCUCCGAGGACACCAUCCCCUCCCAAGUUUCAGAUUAUGAUUAUUUCUCUGUAAGUGGUGAUCAGGAAGCAGAUCAGCAGGAGUUUGACAAAUCCUCCACCAUCCCGAGAAACAGCGACAUCAGCCAGUCCUACCGACGGAUGUUCCAGGCCAAGCGCCCAGCCUCAACUGCUGGCCUCCCCACCACCCUCGGACCUGCUGUGGUCACCCCAGGGGUUGCAACCAUCCGACGGACCCCUUCCACCAAGCCUUCUGUCCGCCGGGGGACCAUCGGAGCUGCUCCUAUCCCCAUCAAGACGCCUGUGAUCCCUGUCAAGACCCCGACCGUCCCAGACCUCCCUGGGGUGUUGCCUGCCCCUCCAGACGGGGCAGAGGAGCGGGGUGAGCACAGCCCCGAGUCUCCAUCUGUGGGUGAGGGCCCCCAAGGUGUCACCAGCAUGCCCUCCUCAAUGUGGAGUGGCCGAGCCUCCGUCAACCCUCCUCUUCCAGGCCUGAAGCCAAGUAUCCCUGAGGAACACAGACAGGCGAUUCCAGAAAGCGAGGCUGAAGACCAGGAAAGGGACCCCGCAAGUGCCACCGCCGCCCCCGGCCAGGUUCCAGAGGGCGACCCUGCAGACCUGAGCCCCAGAGAUAGCCCGCAAGGAGAAGACAUGCUGAACGCCAUCCGAAGGGGCGUGAAACUGAAGAAGACCGUGACGAACGACCGCUCAGCCCCUCGCUUCUCCUAGGCACGCCCCGACGCCGCCAGGGGGAGCUGCCUCACUACUCAGACCUGCUUCGUCGCGAUCCAUUCCAAUCUGUGAUCAAACGAGAUUUUGUAGGCCAACCGAGAAUACAGCUCUUUUGAAAGUACUCAACACCUUUAGAUAAGAAUUAAAAGCUACAUAUGUAACUGACAUAAUCCUGAUCUUUUAAUUUGUAAAUACUGACAGUUUUCUUUCUGCACAUUUUAAUCUUAGUUUCCCUUUUGAUUUUUCUGAAGGUGCCAAAUUCCAUUUAACUUUUUUACAAGUCUUUGUAAAAUUUUAAAUGCAAGGGGAGGGGGGUUGGGAUAGGGAAUCUCGAAGUAGUUAAUUUCAGAAAAAGGAUAACUGUACUUUUUCUUUUCUCUUUUUUUCUGCAAGCUUUUGUAGCUGCAUUGUAGUAGUCUGGCUUAGAAGCAAAUUCAAGUUAUUUUAAUGUACACACAAGAAAUAAGGGGAUAAGGGGUAAAAUCUUCCUUUACAAUUCUAUGUUCUGGAUGAAAAGAGCAGGACUAACAAUUGAUGAGCAAUAUUCUGGAAAAUGGUAGACUGUGUUGGGCUGGGGGGGCGGGCCGAGGGAGGGGCACACUGUCAGCAUAGCCAAUCCUGUUACCUUUAAGAGUAGCCUUGUAAGUUGAAUUUCUAGUAGCUUCCUGGUAAAUGCAUCCGAGUAAGCCAUGCUGGAUCGCAGUGCUUGUUUCUGUAGGUGUUUAAGGACUUCCUUUCUCCGAUUCCUCUUGACCGCACACAGCACCCACCUCCAGCCCCAUGCAUGCUGCCGCCCUUGGGUAGGCAUAGGAACCUCACACUUCUGUUUCUCAUCUGUUGUACCCACCUUUCUCGAAUCCAAAUACAUCCAAAAGGAUAAGGCAGUUUUUUAAAAUGUGAAUUUAAAUAAGACAGCAGGGAAUUCUUAGAUAUAGCAAAUGCCUUUUACUUAACUGUGCCCAGCAGGCUGGGCAUGUUAAAAAGCCCAAAUAUUUUGGAAAAAAAAAAAAAAAAAAACAACUCAAGCGGAUCUCACAAGGGUAGCCAGCUUGGAGUCUAGCAACUUGCCAACGUGUUUACCAAUCUGGGGGCUUGUUUUUCUACCUUCUUUUAAAUAAAUGGCAGUUAAUUGGCUUCAUACUAAACAUUGAAGAGAGGAUGAUUUAUUUAUUGUCACUGGGAAUCUGACCAUGAUGCUGUCCCUUUUUUUUUGGAUUUUAGGUAAUGUUUUUGGAAUGGAUUUAUGUCUUUUAAGUGGAAGUUAAAUUUGCUAUAAUACCCAUCCCCUAAUGCCAACAGAGAUUUGUAGGCUUGAAGACAAAUGUGCUGAAGACAGCCAGCUGCUUAGCAGUCGGGUCAGCUGAACGUGUGUAUUUGUGACGGAAUCUCUCCAGGAAUGGUUUGCUGGGCCCCGCAGACCCCGCAGCUCCUGUUGGCCCUAGUCUUCAGUGACAUAAUCUUAUGCUUUAAUACAUAACUGCAUUGGAUGUGAGAGUAACGCACCUGUAUAGCUGUUGUUCUAUAUAUAAACACUUAACACUGCUGUGAUUGCUCAAGAACAUUUUAUGUUCCGGCUUUAAAGCAAAGGCAUGAUUAUUAGAAACUAUUUAAGCUUUUUUUCUUUGAAAAACAAGCUCCUUUUACAGAAUAUAAGCAACAGUAGUGCCUGCGGUUUAGCCCACCAAUCUGAUGACUAACAGUAGCUGAUGCAUUGUGCAUAUGACGCUUGAGAUGGUUUUUGCUAAAGCAGAAAUCACUGCAAGGUGAUCACAAUAAAUAAAAGUGGUAUUUUAAACCUUUGAAAUAAAUGGAUGUAACUGUACCUUGGUACAGCUUUUCACUUGUUUAGUUUUUAAACGUUAGUAAUAAUCUGAAUAAAUUUAAUAUAAAAUGUUGCCAAAUUCAAUGUAGACAGAAUGUGACAAAACACCCUGGGUAGUUCUGUUUGUGUUUUUGCAUAUUGUAAAAGCAGUGUCACAGCUAAAAAUAAAGAAUUGUUUCUAAAGGUAAAUUAUUGUGGUUUAGUUGCUAGUUUGUAUGAGAGUUGACCUCUCCUGUGCAGUUUUUUGUUCUUAACUUGUAUAAAUAACUACUGUGUAAUGUGUCUCCCCCUUCUACCUUGUAACAGUUGCUUCAGCCUACAUUAUAAAUAAAGAACCACUAGAAAAAAGUCAUCCUGUACUUCAA
This is a messenger RNA of Condylura cristata (star-nosed mole), 4397 nucleotides long. It is a transcript of the gene MTSS1, whose product is annotated as metastasis suppressor 1. Gene Ontology annotation, cellular component: cytoplasmic side of plasma membrane; actin cytoskeleton. The transcript is spliced from 14 exons. Gene Ontology annotation, biological process: positive regulation of actin filament bundle assembly; plasma membrane organization; adherens junction maintenance. Bases 117 to 2207 code for a protein of 696 amino acids. The record is from RefSeq and is a predicted model, not a curated record. NCBI's taxonomy places the organism in Eukaryota, Metazoa, Chordata, Mammalia, Eulipotyphla, Talpidae. Gene Ontology annotation, molecular function: actin binding; phospholipid binding.